Caenorhabditis auriculariae is the source of this 1827-nucleotide messenger RNA. The record is from the annotation of a GenBank genome assembly. Lineage: Eukaryota; Metazoa; Nematoda; Chromadorea; Rhabditida; Rhabditidae.
AUGGCUCGAAGCGUUGACUUUAAGCGACUCUUCUACGAACACGGCAUGUGCGAGAGCGUCGCAGUGCAUGCACACGACACACUACACUUUACGAAAAUACAUAAGCGGGGCGUCGUCAAAAAAAAAAAACGCCGUGCGAUUUUAUCAUACAAUUUGUUUCUGUUUAAGAGCCUAAAGUAGCCGCGACGCUUUGAGCCAUUCUAAAUGCGACCAGGAUGGUUUAACAGAGUUUUCUCUAUUAUCACUUUAUUUUCAGUGUUCAUUUCGUCAUACCCUAUAAAUCAAGUAUUUUUUCAUCUUGCUGAAGCUUAUCUUAUAUUAGUGAAUACGCCGAAAAUUGUGAAAAUCAAAUGGAAUUUGGUUUUUAAGGCGGUAGGUUACGUAAUUUUUUUUAUUGCUGCCAAACUUCAUAUAAAUCUCUUUUUUUCAGAUAAUUGAAAUCCCAUUCAACCACUAUGUAGCUUUUGCGGCCUGGAUGUUUUUCAAUAUUUCCGACCGAGGGGAAUAUUGGUUCGAGGAUGUGAGGAUACCGAGGGAUGAGCCGAUUGAGGGUUAUAUCGAGACGGCCGGAGCUGUUUUGGUGCAUUUUAUGAAUUUUGGAAAUAGGAAAUAGACGCUUCUAAAUAGGAAAAAAGGGAAGAAAAGAAAUUUAGCCAUGAAGUUCAGUUUUAAAGCCGUUUAGGGUAGAUUUCCUCCCCUGAUAUCCAAGUGCGAAAGUCGCUUCGGAGUCGGCUACACCAAAAAAAAAAAGCUUUGAGCCCUUCCCAGUGCGGCCAACCCAUUUGGUCAAUCUGCAGAUAAACUGCGAUUUUAUAAUUUUCUUUUCUCCCCUUGUUUUAUUCAUCUUUUAAGCAAAUGUGCGCCGCCACUGCCAUCCCACUUCUGGCGUAUAUCGUACACCUACAGUACGCCAUGCUUCGUACCGUAACCUAUCCAUCGAUGAAAGAACCUAUUUGGCUAUAUUCGAUCAAAGUAUUAGCAAUUUAUGUCCUUUGUGUCAUCGACUAUCUAGUUUGCAAGCACUUUUACUCUAUUGUGGGUUUUUUUUUCCUUUUUUUUGUGCUGAAAUCGGUUUUCUCAUUCAAAAUUCCGUGGUGGCAUACGGAAUGGCUUGCUUUCUAAUGCACCCGACCAAAAACUACUUGCGCGUUGGAUUUUUCGAGACAUUGAAUGAGGCGUAGUGUACAGGUGUAUACACGCGACGGCGCAUUGCGGACCGGCGCCCAUUUCAAACGGCGGUCAUGGAAUCUAUAAUCUGGAACCCUUGUCUUACACUCGAGACAUUCCACAUGCGCGCCCGGCUUUUUAACUCAAAACGAAUCGAUUUCUCGAUUAAUUUCAAACUUUUUAGAAAGAAUAUUUCUGGUCAACCUCUGCCUACUAUUGGAAAUCGCUUCUGAUCAGCCAGUUCUUGUAUAUUACUAUUUUUGGUAAUUCUUUUUCUUUUUUCCAAUUUUAGAUCUUCAUUUCAAGGUACCUUGUCCAUUUAUUCGGCUAGGUGUAUGUGGAAAGCUUUCUCAUUCGGAGGAAUCAGUCAACUUUCUAAAAAGACGAGGAAAUCGCAUCUGAAAAUUUUCAUGGCUCUGUCCAUACAGGUUUUUUGAAGGCCUUUCGACCAACUUAAUUUUUUUCGCUAACAUUUUUAGACUAUGAUCCCUUAUGCCAUUAUAAUAGUACCUUAUUUCCACACCUUCCUUCUACGGGCUGGUGCUGUGAAGCCUCGGAAGUUCUUCUGCUACAUCAGUGGAUUCUGCCUGUAUAUCUACCCUAUUGUGAAUGUUGUCUUACUUUUUACAACCCAGAGACAUCAUCGGGACUUUUUCAUGA